Mytilus trossulus (common blue mussel) is the source of this 647-nucleotide messenger RNA. RefSeq lists its product as uncharacterized. The coding region runs from base 147 to 647 and encodes 166 amino acids. The record is from RefSeq and is a predicted model, not a curated record. The transcript has 3 exons. NCBI's taxonomy places the organism in Eukaryota, Metazoa, Mollusca, Bivalvia, Mytilida, Mytilidae.
UAUAUUAUACACUUGUAGACAAUGGUAUAAAAAUAUACUUGCAUUUACAGUUUGCAAUUAUAACUUUACAUUUGAACAAAACAAACUUCGUUCACUUUGAUGUAAUGGACGUUUCAACUUAAACAACACUUUGUUGAAAAAAUAUUAUGACAUAUUAUGACCUCGUUGUAAUCAUCCCAGUUGUUAUACUAGUAGUUGGAGUAGCUUUUGCUGUCCUUCUUGUGACAGUUAUUUACUGUUGGAUGAAAGUUCAUAAUUCACCAAUAAACCACGAAGCUAGCACUGGCAACGUUUUUUCUACAGACAACAUACCGCCUUCAUAUUCAGAAUUAUCGUUUGGUCUCCCACCCUCGUACAGUCAAAUUCAUUGUUCAAUGUUAUGUAAUACACAAUCAAGUGACGGGGUAUCUUUGGAGGAACAGACGGCGAACACUGAACAGGUACUAGCCAGAAUAAAUCAUACAGAAUCACUUACACAUCUGAAUGGACUGGAACAUACAGCGCACAGUGAACAGGAAACCAGUAUACAUCAUACAGCGAACAGUGAACAGGAAACCAGUAUACAUCAUACAGCGAACAGUGAACAGGAAACCAAUAACAGACAGCAAACUUUGAACAAGAAACCAGUAAUAUAUCAGCAAGUAUGA